Molecule: messenger RNA, 4028 nt
Organism: Pan troglodytes (chimpanzee)
Lineage: Eukaryota; Metazoa; Chordata; Mammalia; Primates; Hominidae
Product: multidrug resistance-associated protein 1-like
Biological process (GO): transmembrane transport
Cellular component (GO): membrane
Molecular function (GO): ATP hydrolysis activity; ATP binding; ABC-type transporter activity
Source: RefSeq, a predicted model, not a curated record
CACAGGCUAGGACUGAAAGGCAGGGACUAAGGUGACAGCUGACUCUGCCGGGGCGGAGUGCGUGUCCUCCCACCGUGCUGGCGCUGAACUGACUGUCCGCUGCCAAGGGAAGUGACAGCCGCAGCCAGGCUCUCAGCCAGCGGCCGGGCGCCCCGCGGACCAUGCUCUCCAGUACGCAGAACUCGGGCGGCUCCUAUCAGCGGGUCCGCGGGGGGCUUGAUGCACAGAAAUGCAGUCCAGAGAAAAGUGCCUCAUUUUUCAGUAAAGUGACAUAUUCCUGGUUUAGCAGAGUAAUUACUUUAGGCUAUAAGAGACCUUUGGAAAGAGAGGAUCUUUUUGAACUAAAGGAAAGUGAUUCCUUCUGCACUGUGUGUCCCAUCUUUGAAAAACAAUGGAGAAAGGAAGUUUUAAGGAAUCAAGAGAGGCAAAAAGUAAAGGUAUCUUGUUAUAAAGAGGCACAUAUCAAGAAACCAUCUCUACUUUAUGCAUUGUGGAACACCUUUAAAUCCGUCCUGAUUCAAGUUGCCUUAUUCAAAGUGUUUGCUGAUAUUUUGUCCUUCAGUAGCCCACUCAUAAUGAAGCAAAUUAUCAUUUUCUGUGAACACAGCUCAGAUUUUGGCUGGAAUGGCUAUGGCUAUGCAGUGGCACUUCUUGUUGUAGUCUUUUUGCAAACUCUGAUUCUUCAGCAAUAUCAACGUUUUAACAUGCUCACCUCAGCAAAAGUUAAGACAGCUGUAAAUGGACUGAUCUACAAAAAGGCCCUACUUUUAUCAAAUGUUUCUCGAUGAAAGUUUUCCACUGGGGAAAUGAUUAACUUGAUUCAGCAACUCAUGGACUUGACAGCAAACCUCAAUCUCCUCUGGUCUGCCCCUUUUCAAAUCCUAAUGGCCGUAUAUCUCCUUUGGCAAGAGCUGGGUCCAGCAGUGUUAGCAGGGGUGGCAGUCCUUGUGUUUGUUAUACCAAUAAAUGCUUUAGCUGCAACUAAAAUAAAAAAGUUAAAGGAAAGCCAAAGAAAGAACAAAGAUAAACAGAUAAAACUACUCAAAGAAAUCCUACAUGGAAUUAAGAUCCUCAAACUUUAUGCAUGGGAACCCUCCUAUAAAAAUAAGAUUAUCAAAAUUCGAGAUCAGGAAUUGGAAUUUCAAAAAUCAGCUAGGUAUCUUACUGUAUUUUCCAUGUUGACAUUAACCUGCAUUCCAUUCUUGCUGAGUGUGUCCCUGGCAACCUUGUGUGUCUAUUUCUUACUGGAUGAAGGAAACAUUUUAACAGCCACUAAAGUGUUCACAUCGAUGUCUUUGUUUAAUAUUUUAAGGAUUCCUCUGUUUGAGUUACCAACCGUGAUCUCAGCUGUGGUCCAGACAAAGAUAUCCCUGGGCCGUUUGGAAGACUUUCUCAACACUGAGGAGCUUCUUCCUCAAAGUAUUGAAACAAACUAUGCAGGAGAUCAUGCUAUUGGAUUUACAGAUGCUUCUUUCUCCUGGGAUAAAACAGGAAUGCCAGUUCUAAAAGACUUGAAAGUAAAGAUUCCAGAAGGAGCUUUAGUGGCUGUUGUAGGGCAAGUUGGGUCUGGAAAAUCAUCCGUGCUUUCUGCCAUUCUAGGGGAAAUGGAGAAACUUACCGGAGUAGUUCAAAGAAAGGGCUCUGUGGCUUAUGUUUCUCAGCAGGCCUGGAUUCAGAAUUGCAUUUUGCAAGAAAACAUUCUCUUUGGCUCCAUCAUGAAGAAAGAGUUUUAUGAGCAAGUAUUGGAAGCCUGUGCUCUCCUUCCAGAUUUGGAGCAGUUGCCAAAGGGAGAUCAAACUGAGAUUGGAGAAAGAGGUGUGAAUAUAAGUGGGGGCCAGCAACAUCGAGUAAGCCUGGCCAGAGCUGUCUACAGUGGGGCUGACAUCUACCUCCUGGAUGAUCCCUUGUCUGCUAUUGAUGUUCAUGUUGGAAAGCAGCUUUUUGAAAAAGUGAUAGGGUCCUUGGGCCUUUUGAAAAACCCGACUUGUAUUUUAGUGACACACAAUCUCACACUUCUGCCACAAAUCAAUCUUAUUGUUGUAAUGAAAAGUGGCAGAAUAACUCAAAUGGGAACAUACCAGGAGCUGCUGUGUAAAACCAAAAAUCUCACUAAUUUGCACCAAGUCAUCAGUGAACAAGAAAAAGCUCAUGCUCUAAAGCAAGUCAGUGCAAUCAACUCCAGAACUAGACCAAAAGACAAAAUCCUGGAGCAAAAACAUAGGCCCUCACUGGAUCAAGGAAAACAGCUCUCAAUGAAAAAAGAAAAGAUCCCUGUUGGUGGGUUGAAGUUCUCCAUCAUUCUGCAGUACCUCCAAGCCUUUGGCUGGCUCUGGGUGUGGCUGACUGUGGUCACUUACUUAGGGCAGAAUUUGGUGAGCAUUGGACAGAAUCUAUGGCUUAGUGCAUGGGCAAAAGAAGCAAAAAACAUGAAUGAGUUCACAGAAUGGAAGCAAAUAAGAAGCAAUAAACUUAAUAUCUAUGGAUUAUUGGGAUUAAUAAAAGGUCUUUUUGUCUGCUCUGGAGCCUAUGUAAUCACUAGAGGAUCCCUGGCUGCCUCUCGAACCAUGUAUGUUCAACUGUUAAAUAAUGUACUGCACCUCCCCAUCCAGUUUUUUGAAACAAAUUCCACAGGCCAGAUCAUCAGUCAUUUCACCAAGGACGUAUUUAUAAUUGAUAUGCAUUUGCAUUACUAUUUACGGCUGUGGGUGAAUUGUACAUUGGAUGUUAUUGGAACAGUUUUGGUCAAUGUGGGAGCUUUGCCCCUCUUCGUUCUGGGGAUUAUUCCCUUAGUGUUCUUCUAUUUCUCUAUACAAAGAUACUAUGUGGCAAGCUCUCGGCAAAUCUGGAGGUUGACAGGAGGGUCCCGUUCUCCUGUCAUUUCUCACUUUAGUGAGACUUUAUCAGGAGUGUCCACCAUCAGAGCAUUUGGACAUGAACAGAGGUUUAUCCAGCAAUACAAAGAGGUGGUGAAUGAAGACUUGGUCUGUUUCUACAAUAAUGUAAUUUUCAACCUGUGGCUGUCUGUUAGACUUGAAUUUCUUGGCAACUUAAUGGUGCUUUUUGCUGCACUGCUUGCUGUGCUGGCUGGCAAUUCUAUAGAUUCAGCAAUAGUUGGUUUGUCUGUAUCCUAUGCCCUAAAUAUAACUCAUUCUCUGAAUUUUUGGGUGAAGAAAGCAUGUGAAAUUGAAACCAAUGCAGUUGCUGUUGAAAGAGUUUGUGAAUAUGAAAAUAUGGAUAAAGAAUCACCUUGGAUAAUGUCUAGAAGACCUCCAUUACAAUGGCCCAAUAAAGGUAUGGUGGAAUUUAUUAAUUCGGCUCGAUACCGAGAUGAUCUUGGUUUAGCGUUGCAAGAUAUCACUUUCCAGACUCAUGGGGAAGAGAAGAUUCGAAUUGUGGGCAGUACUGAAGCAGGCAAAUCCACACUAUCAAAUUGCUUAUUUAGAAUUGUGGAGAGAGCAGGAGGCAAAAUUAUUAUUGACGGAAUUGAUAUAUCAACUAUUGGACUUCAUGACCUUCAUGGCAAACUUAAUAUUAUUCCACAGCACCCUGUUUUAUUUUCUGGAACCCUUCAUAUGAACCUGGAUCCCCUAAACAAAUGUUCUGAUAGCAAGCUGUGGGAAGUGCUGGAAUUGUGUCACUUGAAACAAUUUGUGCAGUCCCUUCCUGAGAAGCCUGAGAUUUCAGAGGGUGGCGAGAACCUCAGCAUGGGACAAUGGCAGCUGGUCUGUCUAGCUCGUGCUCUGCUUCGAAAAACAAAAAUUCUCAUCUUGGAUGAAGCAACAGCCUCCAUUGACUUUGAGAUGGACAAGUUGGUGCAGACCACAAUCAGGAAGGAGUUUUCUGAUUGCAUCAUCCUGACCAUUGCUCACAGACUGCAAUCUAUCAUUGAUUCAGACAAGGUGCAUGUUCUAGAUUCAGGAAGCAUUGUGGAAUUCGAAGCACCUCAGAAUUUGAUACGUCAGAAAGGACUUUUCUAUGAAAUGACAACAGACGCUGGAAUAACACAAGACUCAGUGACAAAAAAAUAA